Ogataea angusta is the source of this 969-nucleotide messenger RNA. RefSeq lists its product as uncharacterized. Gene Ontology annotation, cellular component: RNA polymerase II transcription regulator complex. Lineage: Eukaryota; Fungi; Ascomycota; Pichiomycetes; Pichiales; Pichiaceae. Gene Ontology annotation, molecular function: DNA-binding transcription activator activity, RNA polymerase II-specific; transcription cis-regulatory region binding. The coding region runs from base 1 to 969 and encodes 322 amino acids. The transcript has a single exon. The record is from RefSeq and is a predicted model, not a curated record.
AUGAAUGUCGACUCAGGCACCUCGCAAUAUUGGAGCCAGUACCCCCUUUCCGACAACAUCGAGGCGCACGGGUCUUUCCCAGCGCCUCUCUUGCGGGGCGGCACGGACCAGACAGAGUACAAGAGCCCUCAGGUGCUCGACAGACAGAUUCUGCAGCAGCAGCAGUUCCAGAAUAAUGGUACCCACCACGGCUACGUCUCUCCGCUGACCGAGAAGCACAACGCGACAUUUGCGGACAGCUGCGACAAGGCAGAGGAGGCGGUCAGGAAAGACGUGGGCGACGGACUGUGGCAGGAAGUGUUCCCGGGCACCACCAAGAAGUCCAAGCGGCUGGGCUCGUCCGCUAGUAGCGAGUCCUCGAACACGCACAAGCCGCUGUCUGAGGAAGCGCUUCUGGCCGAGAAGCGCAAAGCCCAGAACCGUGCAGCCCAAAGAGCGUUCCGAGAGCGAAAGGAAAUCAAGCUUAAAGAGCUGUCGGCUAAGCUGAGCCAGUCGGAGGGCGAAAGGCAGCGGCUUCUACAGGAGAUCGAACAACUGAAACAGAAGAACACGCUGCUGGGCAUCGAGAACGAGAUGCUGCAGAAAAUGGAGACUCCCGCGCUGCCAAAAAGCCACUCGUCGACGCGGGGUCAUUACGAUUUUCCCCAGACCAGAGAAGAUUUCAUCAAGUCGGUGGUGGACGUGCGGACGUCGGCCCCUGAAGCGCCUGCCGCGGGAAUCCCGCACUCGAUGGUGGACGGCGUUCCGUACAGCAUCGAGGCAUACAACCACAACAACGAAAAAGUGCUCACCGUGGCUGCUGUCUGGGACUAUUUGAACGACAUAGCGUCCGAAAAGGACAUAAACCUGGACAUUCCAGGUAUCAUCAGCCAGCUAAGAGGCGCGGAAGUGUGCCACGGACACGGCCCAGCAUACCCAGUGUCGGUGGUGAACGCGGUGGUGGAGAAAAAUACAGAGUUUCUGAUCUGA